AUGGCUCGGUGGACGAGAACCUCAAGGACAGCCUCUCUGCUGGCGGCGGUGCUAGUGGUCCUGUCGUCCUGGAGCCACAUUGUGCCUUCUGUGGUGUUAGCAGCGACCCGUGACAGCAGCAGCAUUAGUAGUAUCUACAAUGAAGCCUCUUCUACACAGCACCUUGGCGACGAACGAACGAGGUUAGGUGGGGCGUUCGCGGCCGUCAGCAGACUGGACCGUUAUCAGCACGAACUGCUGGGUGCCCGCACGAAACGAAGCCCUUUCAGCACCCUCUACGAGGCGGACAACACACUGAACGGUGCCGAUGGAUCGAACAGUGGGUCGGUAUCGCGAGAAUCGUCCUACAGUAGCGCUGCCGGUGGGUUUUCAUCGUCCCCGGCGGGCGGUAUCGACUACCUGCGGGACAACCGUAAGCCAAGCUUCGUCGAUUGCGAAAAUUACAAACCGAUGCUGAAGGAAGAGCAACCGGUCGGUACGCCGGUGAUACGUGUGACGGCCACUGAUCCGGAUCGGCGCCAGUCGAUCGAGUACAGCUUCGUGACGACAGUGGGCGAGCGGGCCCGGUUCCGGAUUGACAAGAGUACGGGCGAAAUAACGACGGCCCACAUCUUCGACCGUGACGAACCGAUCCGCGAGAAGGAAAUCUACAUUACGGUGCGGGCGACGGACAACGGACGUCCGCGGCUCGACGACGUGUGCACGUUGAAGGUGACGAUUCUGGACAUCAACGAUAAUCCGCCGGUGUUUGACAAGGUGCGUUACGAGGAGUCGGUAACGAAGGACAUGAAAGCGAACCUACGGGUGGCCACCAUCUCGGCGACGGAUAUGGACGAUGGGGACAACAGCAUCAUCAAGUACGAAAUUGUGCCACAAAAGUCGGACAGCAGCUACUUCCGGAUCAACGAAAACAAUGGGUUACUCACGCUGACGAAACCGGUCGAUCGAAGCCCCGGACAGUACUACCUGAUCUACGUCCGGGCGUACAACGUUGAUCAGCAGGAGGAAGCCGCCCAGGACGCGGAGGUCGAAGUGAAGGUGCGGGUCGUCGAGUCGAACAAGUUGCCACCGUACUUCACCAAGGUACAGCUGACGCCGAUCGUGCUGAACGAGACGUUCAAAAAUUACACCGAGUCGUUGGCCGAGUUCGAAGCGGAAUCCAACAUCCCGGAGAAGCCGGAAGUGGUGUUCGAGCUGAUACAGGGCCGCGCGGAGCAGACGAACUCGAAAAACACGUUUCUGCUGGAGCAAAAUGGCAACACGGCCACGAUCAAGCUCGGCAAGACGCUCGACUACGAAACGGUCACCGAGUACACGCUGACGGUGAGCAUGAAAAAUUCGCACGAUCUGGUCGCCGAGACGGUGCUGAAGAUCAAGGUGCUGGAUGAGAACGACAUCAUCCCGGUGUUCACGGAGGUCACCUCUGGCACGAUACCGGAAGACGAGCCGCCCGGUACGCCCGUGAUGCAGGUGCGGGCUUACGAUCUGGACGGGACGCCGGCGAACAACAUAGUUUCGUACCGGUUCGACGAUGAGCGGCAGCACUUUUUCCACAUCGACAGCCGGACGGGCAACAUCACCUCGCUGGUGGAGUUCGAUCGUGAGGCACAGGACACGUACCACCUGAAGGUGGUGGCCGAGGACAACUCACCGUCGGCGCUGUACCGGAACGGCAAACCGAACAGCAUUUCGCAGCUGUUCAUUAUCAAGAUUUCGGACAAAAACGACCACGAGCCCAAGUUCGUGAAGGAGCACUUUGUGGCGGAGAACGUGCCGGAGGAUGCGAACAUCAACACGGUGGUGAUUGAGGUGCUGGCCCAGGAUCAGGACACGGCGUCGCUCAUCACGUACAGCAUCAUCUCGGGCAACGUGGGCGACGCGUUCAAGAUCGACGAAAACACGGGCCGCAUCUCGGUGAACAGCCGGCUCGACUACGAAACCAUCCGCGAGUACAUGCUGAUCGUGCAGGCGGACGACGGUAUCUUCCAGGACAACGCGACCGUGUCGAUCAAGAUCGAAAACGUGAACGACAAUCCGCCGCGCUUCAUCGAUCUGCGCAACGUGACGAUCGAGGAGGAGUCGAUCCCGCCCGGCUGUGUGAUGAUCCUGAAGGCGUACGAUCCGGACAUCGAGAACCGGGACGAACCGCAGCACAUCAAGUACUCGUUCGUGAAGGAGCAGGAGGAUCGGCUGGCGAUCGACGAUGCCGGGUGCCUGCGGUUGCGCAAGGCGCUCGAUCGCGACCCGCCGCAGGGUUUCAAGAGCUGGCAGUUUAUCAUCACGGCCACCGACGAAGACGGGGCGGGCAAGAAGACACCGGCCACGGUCAACAUCAUCCUGGAGGACAUCAACGACAAUGCGCCGCGCCUCUCGAACGCGAUGCCGGUGGUGUGGUACGAGAACCGUGAGCCCGGUAUGAUCGUGAAGCUGACGGCCGACGACGUGGAUGAGGCACAGAAUGGGCCACCGUUUUUCUUCAGCAUCGAUCCGAACGCCCCGCAGGACAUACGGGACCGGUUCCGGGUGCAGGACGACGAGCUGUACGCGCUGGUGGAGUUUGAUCGCGAGGAGCAGAAGGAGUACUUUGUGCCGAUCCGGAUCCGUGAUUCGGGCGAGGAACCGAUGAGCGAUGUGAGCAUCCUUCAUCUGGUGAUUGGCGACGAGAACGACAAUCCGAUGCAGGCGGGCGAGAGCCGAAUCUUUGUGUACAACUACAAGGGCGAGUCACCGAACACGGAGAUUGGCCGUGUGUAUGUGGACGAUCCGGACGAUUGGGAUCUUCCGGAUAAGACGUUCGAGUGGGGCGACCAGGACGAUGGGGCUGGAGCGGUCAACUUUGAUCUGAACCGGGGCACCGGCAUGCUGACGAUGCUCCAGGGGACGCGCGGUGGCGAUUACGAGCUACACUUUGUGGUGCACGAACAGUCGAAUCACUUCCCACGGCACAGCGUCUUGUCGAAGGUAACCGUGACGGUGAAGGAGAUCCCGGAGGAGGCCGUCGAUCGGAGCGGUUCGAUCCGGUUCCACAACGUGUCGGCCGAAGCGUUUGUGUCGCGAACACCGGGCCAUUCGACGACCCCGAAGGAUCGGCUGCAGAAUGCGAUCGCCAGUGCGUUUAACGUGAGCCGCGACAAUGUGGACGUGUUUACGGUGCUCAAGCGGGACGGUGCCAACGGGACGUUCCUCGACGUGCGCUUCUCGGCCCACGGCAGUCCGUACUAUGCGCCGGAGCGCCUGAACGGCGAGCUCGGCUACAAGCUGGCGGAUCUCGAGCAACAGGUGGGCUACCCGAUCCUGCUCGUCGGUAUCGACGAGUGCAUCGAGGAGGGCCGCAACUGCGAGCUGUCGUGCAAGAACACGCUCUACAAAUCUAACGUCCCGAUCGCCGUCUACACCAACACGAGCUCGUUCGUCGGCGUGAAUGCGUUCGUGCAGGCCGAGUGCGUGUGCGACGUGCCCGCCCCGGACAACGGGUGCCUGAAUGGGGGCUACCUCGUGAACGAUCGGUGCUCCUGUCUGGACGGAUUUGAGGGACCACGCUGUGAGAUGCUGAGCAUCGGGUUCUACGGCAGCGGGUAUGCCCUGUAUCCCCCGAUCAGCCCGUGCAACCACACGCGUAUCAGUCUGGAGCUAUCGCCACAGCAGGAGGACGGUCUGGUCCUGUACAUUGGGCCCCUCGGGUACAAUCCGCGCCUCCCGGUGCAGGACUUCUUGGCGCUCGAGCUCGUUAAGGGUCUUCCGGUGCUGCUGCUCGACUACGGUUCGGGUACCAUUCGCAUCGAGCACCGGCAUCGGUUCCCCCAGGGCAAACCGUUCACCGUCGAGCUCGUGCUCCAGCCGCAAACGGUCGAGAUGAUCGUCGACAACUGUAAGCUGUCGACGUGCAUGAGCCUGGAUGCGCCCCGCGGUCCCAACCGGUUCCUGAACGUCAACGCGCCGCUCCAGCUGGGCGGAGCGCUCGUGAACCUCGAGUACCUCGGUGCGCUGUACAACUGGACGUACGUACCGCAGACGCAGGGUUUCAGCGGGUGCCUGCGCAAUCUAACGAUCAACGACCGGACGUACAACCUCGGCAUGCCGAGCCUGUCGAAGAACGUGGAUCCGGGCUGCCACCGGUCGGUGGCCGUCGCCGUUUCGUUCGGCAUCGAUUCGUACUUCCUGAUCGCGAUCAUUGCCUGCAUCGUGGUGCUGCUGGUGCUGCUGCUGGCGGUGGUGGUGCACAAGAAGCACCAGGACGGGUGGCACGAGAAGGACAUGGACGACAUCCGUGAGACGAUCAUCAACUAUGAGGAGGAAGGUGGUGGCGAGCGGGACGCCGAGUACGACCUGACGGUGCUGCAGGCCCCGCCGAUCUACGUCGACAAACCGUACGGCACGACGACGAACGAGCGGCGCCAGCAGGAGGUGUCGGCGGGCGAGAUGCCCGACAUUGGAGCGUUCCUGACCGACAAGAAGGAUGCGUGCGACCGCGAUGCGGACGCGUAUCCGAUCGACGACGUGCGGCACUACGCGUACGAGGGCGAUGGCAACAGUACGGGCUCGCUCUCGAGUUUGGCCUCCUGCACGGACGAGGGCGAUCUGAAGUUUAACUAUCUGUCCAACUUUGGCCCACGGUUCCGCAAGCUGGCCGACAUGUACGGCGAGGAACCGUCCGACUCGGACUCGAACUCGAAUGACGAUGAGGGCUGGCGGAUAUGA
Molecule: messenger RNA, 4698 nt
Organism: Anopheles bellator
Lineage: Eukaryota; Metazoa; Arthropoda; Insecta; Diptera; Culicidae
Gene: shg
Product: DE-cadherin
Exons: 1
Coding region: 1-4698 (1565 amino acids)
Biological process (GO): multicellular organism development; adherens junction organization; calcium-dependent cell-cell adhesion
Cellular component (GO): plasma membrane; catenin complex; adherens junction
Molecular function (GO): cadherin binding; calcium ion binding
Source: RefSeq, a predicted model, not a curated record